This is a messenger RNA of Poecilia latipinna (sailfin molly), 1752 nucleotides long. RefSeq names its product olfactory receptor 52N2-like. Gene Ontology annotation, cellular component: plasma membrane. Lineage: Eukaryota; Metazoa; Chordata; Actinopteri; Cyprinodontiformes; Poeciliidae. The record is from RefSeq and is a predicted model, not a curated record. The coding region runs from base 844 to 1743 and encodes 299 amino acids. Gene Ontology annotation, biological process: G protein-coupled receptor signaling pathway. The transcript has a single exon. Gene Ontology annotation, molecular function: G protein-coupled receptor activity; olfactory receptor activity.
AUGAUAAGUUCUUUUUGCUGCUAGAAUAAGUUAGUUUAUAGUAAAAUGUGAAUUUUCAUCCAUCUUUAAAAGCAUCUGUGGAUUUCUUGUUCGCAAAGAUGAAACUGCCUGAAAUUUAAGGAUUAAGUUCAUCAAAGUGUUCACUUUAUGCACUUUAAUCUUCAUCCUGCCUGAUUUUGCUCUGAGGUGGUUAAAGGCCUUCAGAUAACGGAAGAUGUGAGCAUAGUGCUGAAAAGCUUGGUGCAAAAAUCACAUCUACACAAAUCCAUCAUGUCUGCCUGUUCUCUUUACAAACUCAAGUUUCAGUAAAGAAGAUUUUAUCCAAGCCUUGAAAUAAAUGUAUGAACUUGUAAUUCUUGCCCAGAAUGGUGAACCAUGUUUCUAGACAGAGGCGAGACUCAGAAACAUCCAGCUGGGUGCCGGUGCUGUGAAACGUGUCCCCUGACAGAUGAAGGAGUGAUCUUUGUGGUAGUGAAUCUUCAGUGGCUCAGAUUACUUCAACUUUUUAACAUUUCUGAAUGUUUUCUUCAUCAGGCCGCCAUCUAGAGUUUGUCCUGUUGGGAGCCUUUAAUGCCCAGGUGGGGAAUGAUAAAGUUACCUGGAGAAAACAACAAGGUGAACCUCCGUAAUUUUAAUCUGAAGGAAUGGGAGGAAGCCAUGAAAAAUGGACCUUUGGUUGCUGAACCACUCAGUACCCUGGAAAUGAAAAGCAGUUUCCAUUGAUGCUGUUUGGUUAAAUGGAUGAUGGGUGGAUUGAUGGAUGGGUAUUGAGAAGUGAAUAUUGACCUGUUUGUUUUCAGGCUGACCCUGAAGCUCUGGACCAGGACGGUUUGGUAGAAGACGAUGAUGGAACCACUGAAGGAAAACAUUUCUUCACAUGAAUACUUCAUCUUCAGUGGCUUCAGUGAACUUGGAGCUCUGAAAUCCUUCAUUUCUAUCCCCUUCCUGAUUCUGUUCUUUGUGUCUCUGUUUGCCAACUCCCUGCUGAUCUAUGUGGUCAUUUCACAGAGGAGCCUCCACUCCCCGAUGUACAUCCUCAUCGCCUGCUUGUCAUUUGUUGAUAUGUGCCUGCCACUGAUUCUCAUCCCCAACCUGUUGCUGAACGUCUUGUUCAACUCGAGCGGGAUCUCUCUGAGCGGCUGCCUGGUUCAGAUGUUUUUGAUUCACAUGUUAGGCGCUUGUCAGUCGGCUCUUCUGGUCUGGAUGGCAUUGGACCGAUACUUUGCCAUCUGCAGGCCCCUUUCCUACCAUGAUCGCAUGUCUUUACCUGGAUUCCUCAGGUUUAUCAUCCCUGUUCUCAUCAGGGAUGUGAUCAUGGUGUCAGCGGUUGUGAUUCUAGCAGGUAAAGUGUUGUACUGCUUCAGGAAUGUGAUAAACCACUGUGUCUGUGAACACAUGGCCUUGGUGGAGUUGGGCUGUGGCAGCACAGCCAUUAACAGUCUGGUUGGGUUAUUAGGAGUUUUUAUGGUCACUGUAGUUGAUUUCUUGUGCAUCACUGCUUCAUAUAUAAUCAUAUUCCACUCUGUGCUGCGUUCAGGUAAAUCCAGCGCUAAAGCUCUGCACACCUGCUUCACUCACAUCAUCGUCAUGGUCAUCAGUUUGACCUUCUUACUCACGGCUUACUUGGCGUAUCGGAUGAACAGUCUCCCAAACGCUGGCCGUCUCUUUGUCAGCACCAUGUACAUGUUCCUUCCCAGCUGUAUAAACCCGAUCAUCUACGGAGUCAGAACCACUGAGAUUUGACAAAAUGUC